Psylliodes chrysocephalus is the source of this 2479-nucleotide messenger RNA. NCBI's taxonomy places the organism in Eukaryota, Metazoa, Arthropoda, Insecta, Coleoptera, Chrysomelidae. The record is from the annotation of a GenBank genome assembly.
CUCUUCGUAUGACAAACAAACGGCUAUUCUUUCAGCUGAAAAACGUCAGUGUCAGUAUUUGUUUUUGUGUCAGAAGAAAUAUUUGUGCGAAGUUGUACAAAAGAAACGUAUUAAAAAUUACUACAUCGUUUUUUGUAUGUAUAUAGAUCACAAAUAACAAUUUAAUUCGCAAUUAGCCAGUAUAUGUUCUUCCAAGCUUUAUAUACAUUUCUAAUUACUUAUUAAGUAGUUUAAAUAUAACAAUUUAUUGCCAGAGAUGCCUAUACUUUACAGUGUUAUCUGUCGGGGUAGUACUGUCUUAGUUAAAUAUGCAACAUGCGCUGGAAAUUUUGGUGAAGUUACAGAACAAAUUAUAGCAAAAAUUCCGCCUCACAAUGAUAAACUUACCUAUUCUCAUGGAAACUAUCUUUUUCACUACGUUUUAGAAAAUCGUAUUCUGUACAUGUGCAUAACAGAUGAUGAAUUUGAGAGAAGUCGAGCAUUUUUAUUUCUCAAUGAAAUUAAAAGACGGUUUCAAGCUACUUAUGGAGCUAGUGCUGAUACAGCUAUUGCUUAUGCAAUGAAUUCAGAAUUUUCCACAAUAUUGGCUACAGAAAUGAAACAUUAUUCCGAAUCUCACGAUCUUGAUACAAUAUCCAGGGUCCACAGUGAAUUAGAUGAAUUGAAGAAUAUUAUGGUUAAAAAUAUUGAUAAUAUUGCAAUGAGAGGUGAAAGACUAGAACUUCUGGUCAACAAAGCAGAUAAUCUAAAUAAUGGAUCGAUGACAUUUAGGACCACAAGUAGAAACCUAGCUCGUUCGUUAUUUUGGAAAAACAUCAAACUCUACGUUAUUAUUGGUGUCGUCGUAACUGUGAUUAUUUAUAUUAUUAUUUCCAUAUCUUGUGGUGGGUUGCUUUGGCAGGGAUGUUUGUCACACAAAUAGAAAAUAAAUGCAAUACUCGUUGUUUAUAAAUGCACUACUGAUAUCAUUAAAUCGUUAGGAAGAAUAUAUAUAUUUUAGAUUUAUUAUUUAAAUAUGAUUAUUUUUUUCAUUUUACUGUACAACAGGUCUAAAAGAAAAAUAGUAAUUUACUGUAUUCAGGCUCGAAUUUACUAAAAAUUUGUCUUAAUAUUUAGUUUGAUAUAGUAAAUUUGAGUAUAAUAUUGGUAUUUUUAUUAAUCAUUAUAAGAUACAAAAAUUUGCAUGUGUGGCAAGUCACAAACAAUUUGGUAUAUAUUUGUUUUUAUUUCAUAUGUAUAAAUUAAAUAUCACUUAUUAUUUUUUAAGGUUUAUUUUCUGUUUUUUUCACGAUUUAAUGAUGAUAUAUUUAAAUAACUUUGAUCUAUAAAGUGCUGUCAAAAUAUUUGCAUAUUGGUAACUUCUAUAAGGAUCUGAAAAUAAGUGAUACCCACCAUCACCAAUUAAAAAAUGGAAAUACUCAUUUAUACAUUGGUAGCUCAUUCCUGUUAACAUUUUUAGUUGCAACUCUUUGAAAUUAAGAUUUUAUAUUACGGUUUAAAAUAAAAAUCAGUUUCCAAAGUGCUAAAAGUAACUUGAGUAAAAUAGCAAAUUAUUAUUGUUCAGUACCACAGUGAUAUUCAUGGAAAAACAAAUUCUAACCUUGUCAUUGAUUUCCUGAUGUUAGAAAGUACAGAUUUAACUUUAAAAUAAACUUGUUUAAUUUUAUUCUUAAACUGCCCUCCUAAACCAAAAAGCAGUAUUUCAAUUGAAGUGAAUUUUGAGAAAAAACAUUUUUUAAAAGUUGUUUUCCAAAAAAAAAUAAUUUAGAUACCGCUAGAUUGCUUCAAAUUACAUAUUUCUUGUUUUUGAAAUAUUCUUUUAAAAUAAAUAAAUACAAUAAUGGAAUAUUCCUAAGCCUUUUAUUAAAUACAGGUGCAGUUGUGACAUGUAAAUUUUUCUUUUUUUAUGUUCCGAUAUGACUAUUAGUGCAAUAUGAUAUUUUUCUUAAUUCAUUUGAUGUGGAACUUUUCAAGCUAUUCGAUGGGCCAAAAACAAAAAGUCUUUUUAACUACCUCUUUUUUGGCUUAUUUUUGUAAUUAUAGAAGAAAAAACAUGAAAAAUAAGAUGAAAACAGUUUCUAAAAACAUGUAAACAAAUGCCAGUCAUCUGUAAUAAUGUAUAAAUAAGUCAUUCUGGCGAGUGUAUUAGAUGGCGCUGCGAUCUUAAUUUCAAAUCACUUAGUAUAAUUUACUUGUCACACACAACUUAUUAUUAUGUGAUGGAUAAUUUUAUCAAACAUGUAUUAUUGUCAAAAGAAAGUGUAGAUCUGUAUUCCAGUGAUAGUUUUUUACUUACCACAGUAUUUUUAAGAUGGUUUUAAAGAUUUUUUCUUUUAUAUCUGUUGAAUUGACUGUUAUGUGUAUACAUUUCGUUUUAAUUUUAAUUCCAAAUAUUUAUAUAAGCAUCAUUACUAUUAUUAAAUUUUGGUAAGUGUUAAUUUAUACUUAAAGUCUAAAUAAACAAGAAUGUCUAAUAAAA